Molecule: messenger RNA, 684 nt
Organism: Cylindrotheca closterium
Lineage: Eukaryota; Bacillariophyta; Bacillariophyceae; Bacillariales; Bacillariaceae
Source: the annotation of a GenBank genome assembly
AUGCCACAAGAAAACAACAUGGCGUCUGAAAAAGAUCAAGCAGAGUCUGGAGCUAAGAAGCCACUAAACGAGGAGGAAAGUGAUGGGACGGCAUCGGAUGACUCCAGUGAAAAGGACGCGGAUAGUGAUGAAAAGAUUGAUGAGAAGGAUGAUGAAGAUGAUGGGUCCAUAUCUUCUGAGGAGUCCAAGAAGAAGGAAAAGAAGGUCAAGAAGACCAAGAAGGACAAAAAGAAGAAAAAGAAGAAAGACAAAAAGGACAAGAAGGAGAAGGAUAAAAAGGAAAAAGAAAAGGACAAGGACAAAGAUAAGAAGAAAAAGAAACUUCCACCGGUGGUAGCACCUGACUAUGUUCAUGUGGAAGAAGCGCGUAGCCAUCAUUCCAGGGUUUCGGCCAUUACCAUUCCAAGGGCUCUUCAGAAAAUCGCAAAACACAAAGGAGCCGCAUCGGAGGAUCCUGAUUAUCCUCUAGUUCCGGGUAGCCCAACCGUGACCCUCCCCAAGAUGCUGACUAUCGGUGGUGGUGGUGGUGACCCACACAUGGACGAUUCUCAGAGAUCUGCUCGAAUAUCCUUGCUCUCGAAUGGGCCCGAUGAAUAUCAGAGAUCUACUUCAAUAUCCCUGCUCGAAAAUCCGCCAGAUGAGAUAGGAGAUGGUGUCGAUACCUCAUUGCUCGAUGAUCUUUAA